Messenger RNA from Capsicum annuum, 9444 nucleotides. RefSeq lists its product as uncharacterized. The coding region runs from base 3700 to 4737 and encodes 345 amino acids. The record is from RefSeq and is a predicted model, not a curated record. Gene Ontology annotation, molecular function: DNA helicase activity. The transcript is spliced from 3 exons. Gene Ontology annotation, biological process: telomere maintenance; DNA repair. NCBI's taxonomy places the organism in Eukaryota, Viridiplantae, Streptophyta, Magnoliopsida, Solanales, Solanaceae.
AAUCUAAUUGGUGAAAAAGGGGCUUUUCAAUCUCGCUAAGCUGCUUCUUCUCCUCAGGUGACUCUUCAUGGUUGUUAUUGAUAUGCUGUUGUGUGAAAUUUCAUUUCACAUAUGGCUAAAUUAUUGUUGCAAUUUUAAGGUUCUGUUGGCUUCAUGUAAUUAUAUCCUUUUGUGCCUUCUCCACGUGAUGUUGAGCAUUGAGAUAAGAACACAAAAAUGCAUAUAGUUUUGCCAUCCUCUGCUUCUAGAUCUCUCUUCGGUAGUGUAAAUAAAAAAUAAUGUAAAUCAAUUGAGGCAACAACAUCCUUAAUUUUUUAUUUUGUUUAAACAAAGUUUUUCCCUCGCUUUUCUUCUUCACUCAUUUUAUCGGAAGUUGUACGGUUUUCUAUUGCUGGCGUUGUUGUUAAAUUUUGAUAGCGGAAGUUGUACGGUUGGCUGUUGCUGCUGGCGCUAUUAAAUUUCAAUGGGAAAGAGUUUUGGUGCAGUUGCUUUUUGUUUGUGCUAUUGUGCAGUGUUUAACUUAACAGAUGUCGACAGAAAAAAAAUUUGCCAUUUCAAUUUGCCCUUCUAAAAAAAAAAGUACUAUUUGGUUGAACGAGCUUCUAAAAUCAAACUAAGGCAGCGUAAGCGAUGUUUACAAUUGUCGCUGGAAGAAAAAGAGUUGCUUCUGUCACAACGACAGUCCAAAAAUCUUGAAUCAGUAAGCCCAUGUCUUUUCUCUACACCCACCAACGAAGCAUUUCAUCCUCAAGUAGAUAUUGGAAGACGUAAAGAGACAACUUUAACAAUUCGAGAGCCUUCUCCUGUUACGGAAAAAGGUUAGAUACCUUUAAGUAUUAUGUUGUUUAUGAUUUUGUUUGCAUUUUCAUUGUUAAUAUUGAGUGUGCUUUUUCUCCUACAACAGCUAAUAUAUGUCACACUGACAGUCUAACAACAUGCUCUGGCAAAGGAAAGAAUAUAACCGACUACUUCUCUAUAUUCGAAAUUGGUUCGUUUCCUUUUAAAAUAUUAUUUCCCAAAAAUAUAUUUCAUAUUAAUUAAACUAAUUAUUCAUUAGGUUCAACAUCAACUUUCCUCACCAAACGACUUGAUGUUCGCUUACCCAGAAAACAACUCCAACAAUGUAGGAGAAGUUUUCUAUUGCCAAAAAGGGUUAGACAUUUAAAAAACUGUAACCUAAGUAUUAUAUUGUUUUUAAUUUUACUUGCAUAUAUAUUUUCUAUUUUAAAUAUAAUUUUCCUUCUACAACAGCUGAUAUAUCCUGUGCGAAAAAUCUAACGACGACACCGAGCUAUAAUAAAGGAAAGAAUGUAACUGGAAACUUCACCGUAUUUGAACUUGGUUUGUACUCACUGAAAUAUUUUUUCAAUUUAAUUUUAGUUUGGUAACAAUACAUUGCAUAUUAUCUGAACUGCUUACUCAUUAGGUUCAACAUCAUCUGCAUCCACUAGAUGACAUGAUCUAGCAACAUUCGUUGUCAUUAAAAAGGGUAUCUCUUCCUUUAAUAUUUUGCCUGCAUCUGCAAUCAUUAUGUACAUAAUCGUGUGAUUCAUUAUUGCAAUUGAUACAUACAGGUUGUAGAUAAAAAACAGUAGGUUGUUGGAAUUUUAAAGAACUACCGAAUAAUUCAAGCAUUUUAAAAGUUGUACCAAACUGUAAAUACUGUCGAGCAAAAAGAUUUGAAUAUGAGCCACCAGGAUUUUGUUGUAGCCCUGGUUCAGUUAAACUUACAUCGCAUGAAAUGCCUAAUGAAUUGUUAAGUCUUUACUUAGGUAAUACUAAAGAAUCUGAACAUUUUCGUACUUAUAUUAGACUCUAUAAUAACAUGUUUGCUUUCACAUCACUUGAAGUGAAAUAUGACAAAGUAUUAGCCAAAAAAAAUCAUGGUAUUUAUACAUUCAAAGUACAAGGACAAAUGUAUCACUUUAUUAAUGAUCUGAUUCCAUCACAUGAAUGCCAAGAAAUCUACAACUACAUUUUUAUGAUGAUAACACAGAGAUAUUUAAUCAAAUGGCUUUAUCGAGUAUACUUAAACAAACAAUUGUUGAAAAGUUAAUGAACAUUCUUAAAAAAAAAUUCUUAUUAUAUUUUUCUUAAAUCUCUGUUACAUAUUCCUGAAUUGUCAAAUUUUUAUAUUGCAUUGAGGUGUGGAUCUGGUUUAGAUCAGUGGGUAUGUAACCUCCCAAGUGCAUCUGAAGUAGCGGCGUUAUGGCUAGAUGAAGAAACAAAUAAUAAAAAUUUUGCACCCCAUAUUCGAAUUUAUACUCAUAGUAACAAGAGCCAAGUAGUUAAUUACUAUUAUGUUUGCUAUGAUCCUUUGCAAUAUCCUAUUUUAUUUUCAUACGGUCAAAAUGGAUGGCAUUAUGGUAUUCAAAAAGUUAUACUAUCCAAAAAUAAACUACCAAAAAGAAAGAAAGCUUACUAUGAAGGUGAACAACUUCCAAGCUUAUCUAAUAUAUGUUCAAUUGAUGGACUACUUGAUAUGGAAACUGAUAUUCUACAAAAAGGAAAAAAACAAAAUACUAUUUUUUGUCGUGAAUAUUAUUGUUAUAAACUUCAGAUACGAGAAAAUAAUGAAAAUGAAAUUUUGCAUGCGGGUAGAUUAUUUCAACAAUACUUAGUUGAUCAAUUCAUAAAAGUCGAAACUCAAAGGUUAGAUUUCGCAUCCCUUAAUCAAGAUUUAUUUCGAAUUGACAUGUUAAAAGGACUUCUCGAUAUUCUAAGACUUGGUGAAAGAGAAGCUUCUAAGUAGGGGAAAAAAGAUAUCUUCCCACAAGUUUUAUAGGUGGUCCGAGAUAUAUGUGUUGUCGUUAUAUAGAUGCUAUCACAUUAGUUUAAUAUUUUGAAAAACCUGAUAUAUUCCUUACUAUGACAUGUAAUCCCUCUUGGCCAGAAAUAAAAGAACAUUUGUUGUCAAUGGAUGAAUCUCAAAAUAGGUCAGAUUUAAUUUGUCGCGUGUUCAAAGCAAAAGUAGAAGAAAUAAAGACCGAUAUAGUAAAACGAAAUAUGUUUGGAAAAGUUGCAACUUUUAUGCGCACUGUAGAAUUUAAAAAACGAGGUCUUCCCCAUACUCACUUUCUUAUUAUACUUGCUGAUGAUUAUACAUUAUUAACACCUGAAGCAUAUGACAAAUUUAUUUCUGCUGAACUACCUGAUCCUAAUGUAAGUUCUUACUUAUAUAAGCUUGUUAUCAAACAUAUGAUGCAUGGCUCUUGUGGUCAUUUAAAUCCUACAAAUUCAUGUAUGAAGAAAAAGGGAACGUGCAAAUUUAAUUACCUAAUUGCUAAUGAAACAACAAAAAAAAAACAACUCAUAUCCAAUUUAUAGACGACGAAAUACAGGUAAACUUAUGAAAAUCAGGAAACAAUUUCUGAAUAAUUCAUGGAUAGUUCCUUACAAUCCUUAUCUACUAUGCAAAUAUGUCAUAUAAAUGUCGAAGUUUGCUAUGAUAUUAAAGUUGUCAAAUACAUAUACAAAUACAUCUGUAAAGGACAUGAUAAAAUUUCAUUUCAUGUGCAUGAAAAUAAUACAAAUACUGAAGUAGAUGAGAUAAAAGCACCAGAAACUAUGUGGCGUUUAUUCGCCUUUGUUAUUAGCGAAAUGACUCCAAGUGUUUACCACCUCUAACUACAUCUUGAUAAACAACAGUUUGUCUCUUUUAAAAAAAUCUACGACAUUAAUAGCAUAGCAAAAAAUCCUAUGAUUAAUAAAACAAUGUUAACUGAAUUUUUCUUAAUGAAUGCAACAAAUAAAGACGCUAAAGAACUUAAUUUAUUGUACCAAGAUUUUUCGCAAUACUUUGUGUGGUCAUCUAGCUAUAAAAUAUGGACCAAACGAAUACGUGGUAAAAUUAUUGGCCGUGUUGUAACGUCUCAUCCAACAGGGGGAGAAAGAUAUUAUCUUAGAUUAUUACUGAUGAAUGUAAAAGCACUAAAAUCAUAUGACGACCUUCUCAGAGUAAUGGUGUACGUUGUGAGACAUUUAGAGGAUCUGCAGAAAAAAAGAGGUUUGUUACAAUCUGAUAACGACUUGAUUGAAUGUAUGUCGGAGGCUGCUUGUUAUCAAAUGGCUUAUAGUUUGCGACGUUUAUUUGCUAUGAUAUUGGUAUAUUGUAACCCUGAUAAUCCAAAAAAAUUAUGGGAGCAAUUCAAAGAUUCAAUGUCUGAAGACUUUAAACACUUACAAAAUUUUACAAAAAAAAAUAUCCACUUUGUCGUCGUAAAACAUAUCAAUGAUAUAUUACAUUCUAUGGGAUGUGAUAUUAAUGAGUUCAACCUUGUUCCAAAAAUUAUUUCAUCUUCAAAAGUAACAAAUGAAGCAAAAGAAGUGUAUUUUGAAAGAAACAUCAAUGUGAGUGAUGAAGAAUUAUUAUUACACCAAAAAUUAAAUAAAGAACAAAAUAAAGCAUAUGAUAUAAUCCUUCAAAGAGUGUUCGCUAACAAAUCAAGAGCUUUUUUAAUUGACGGCUCCGGUGAAAUUGGUAAGACAUUUUUAUAUUGUGCCUUAUUAGCAACUGUGAGAUCUAAAGGAUUUAUAGCAUUAGCAACAACAACUUCUGAAGUUGUUGCUUCGAUCCUUCCAGGAGAACGAAUAACUCAUUCACACUUUAAGAUUCCAAUUAAUAUUGAUGAAAAGUUCUCUUGUAAUAUCGGCAAACAAAGUUCACUGGCAUCUUUGAUUCAUGAUGAAAAAUUGAUUGUGUGGGAUGAAGUAUCGAUAAAAAAAAAAUAUGAUUGAUGCAUCUAAUUCUCUUUUGAAAUAUAUAAUGGAUUCAAAUAUGUUAUCUGGUGAAAAAGUUGUCGUGUUUGGAGGAGAUUUUAGACAAACUCUUCUUGUCGUUCGAGGUGGCCGAAAAGAAGACUUUAUUCGAGAAAGUAUAUUGUAUUCAGAAAUAUGGAACUACCUUGAGAAACUUCGAUUAUUAGAAAAUAUGCGCUCUAAAACUGAUGCCUCUUUUUGUGAGUACCUAAUGCGGAUAGGAAAUGGAUAAGAAAAUACUAACAUAAAUGGUAAAAUAACUAUCCCAAACUAUUUCAUUGUUCCAUAAACCACUGAAAAAGAAUCAUUAGAUCUUCUUUUCAAAAUAAUAUAUCCUAAUUUUCACACAUCUUUUGAAGAUUUAAGUUUUCUAACAUCCUGUGUUAUCUUAACAACAAAAAAUGACUUCGUUGAUGAGUUAAAUGAUAGACUUAUAAGUCAAUCUCCUAAAGAUUCUAAGAUAUUUGUUGCAAUUGAUGAAACUAUUGAGCAAAAUGAUCAAAGUGAGUUUGAGGAUUUUAUGCAUUCAUUUAACCCUCCUGGUCUGUCUCCUUACAAAUUAACCUUAAAAGAAAAUUGUCCUAUUAUUUAAUUGAGAAAUUUAAAUCCUUGUGAAGGAUUAUACAAUAGUACACGAUUGAUAUGUUGUGAUUUUAAGAGUCACGUUAUAAGUACAAAACUUGCCAGUGGUGAUUUUAAGAAUGUACAUGUAUUUAUUUUAAGGAUACCGUUGUUAUCUUCGGAUGAUGAAAAAUUGCCUAUUCCUUUAAAAAACACAAUUUUCAGUUCGACUGUGUUUUGCUAUGACAAUUAAUAAAGCUCAAGGACAAAUAUUAGAUUAUAUUGGAAUUUAUUUACGUGAGCCUGUCUUUUCACAUGAUCAAUUAAAUGUUACUUUAUCGAGAGCGAAAAAUUCAAACUGCAUAAAAAUAUUAAUUCAACCACCUACUGCUGAUAAUGAUGAUGACCAGUCUACUUACAAUAUAGUAGUAUAUGAUGAAAUCAUUUCUAAAGCUCUUCUUUAACUUAAUAUAUAUCUACAUUCAGAUUUAAAUAAAAUUAACAAAACAUUAGAAAAUUUCUCGACCAACACGUUACAUAAUUUAUCUUGAUAUUUUUCUUGAUAUUGCUAACACUAUUUGCUCAUUAUACUAAUAAAAGACAACUCCUUUGCACCUUCAUCGCUUUUUUUUUAUAUUUAAUUUUGAAAUUACAAAAAGAUUGAAUUUUUUUGAUAAUUUUGAUUUAAUACAUUGAUCUGAGUAUUGUUUUAGAAUUCUUGUGUAUCUAAGUCUGCAAUUAGAGGAAAACAAUGAUACAGAAGUUCUAAUUAGCAGACACAGUCUUGCUUAUGACUCCUACAUAGAAUAAUAGAAGAUAUAGAGGUAAAGACAUUGUAUAUAAUUGAAUAUAGAAUAAUAGAAGAUAUAGAGGUAAAGACAUUGUAUAUAAUUGAAAAAAGUAAGUUGACAGCAAAAGUAAAAAUUCAAUCAGCUGGGUAAAGAAAAUAAAGAAGUUGAUGGAGAUGGUAUGGUUGAAAUCCUUAUAUAAGAAAUUGUUGCUGAUAUUGGAAGCAACACCAACUCAACAGCGAUGCAUGUACUGUUUGUGAGUUCUGUUUAGUGGUUGAUCUGGUUUUGUGUUUCAGAGUUUGAUUUGCUUAUGAUUCUAAGGAUAAUAGGGAUUUUUCGAUAACCACAUGGAAUGAUUAACAAUGACUUGCUAAUUUGUUUAUCUAUGCUUCAAUUAGGAUUUGGCAAAAUCGAGUUUAAAUUUGAAAGACCUUUCUUUAUUUUCAGACCAAGAACGGGUAAGAAUGAAUUCAAAAAGGAAAUCUUUCUUGAAUUGCAAUCUUUUAAAUUUUAUUAGGUACUUUUUCCGGUGUUUGUAUCAGUAAAAAUGGUAUCUUUAUUGCGGAGUUGCUCAUCUAAGAUGGGCUAAGAAUUUGGUGGAAACAUCUCAUGUGGGCAUGACGCAAGUAACAUUAUCUUUUUUCUUUUGUUCUAUUGCUUUGAUUUUUAUAGUUAGAAGUUCGUUCUGGAUUCUGCAUGAAUUUUAAAUUUAUAUUCAAGUGUACUUUAGACUGUAAAUGAUGGAGGGAAUUAUGACGUGUUAAUCAUAAAAUUAGCGAUUGAAACAAUUGGCUAUCUAGAUUUUUUCCAUGUCCACUGUCUUCUACUUUGUUUUUCUUCUUCUUCCCGUCUUAGUUUGGACUGUGUUCUUCCACUCAGUUUUUCUCAUUUUGUUUGCAAUUAUUUUGCCUAAUUUAUUUUUUUAUCUGUUCGUGGCUUUAAAAAUUGACGAUGCUAAAAACAAGGCCCUUGAAGUCGUGGGUGGUGAAAGGAUAUACUAAAUAACUGACAAGCCCAAAAGGUAAUCUUUUCUACUCUUACAAAAUAAAGAUAUGUCUUUUUACAUUGGUCGUACGCCUUCUAAGGUAAGCCUUUUUUGUGUGUGAAAUUUUUAUUUGAUUUUAUUUUUUGUACAGACCUAUUUUUGUUAAUUGUGUUGAUUGUUGUAUUUUUGUUAAUUUGAAGAGUAGUUGUAGAAGAGAUUUUGUGUGGAUGUGACAAUAGAGAAAUCUUCUUGCUGAAAAUUGAAAAUAUAUUUUUGGUGGUUUGAAUUGUCAGGUAUAUUUAUCAAUGUGUUCUUGCUUUAGAAAAUUUACUAUUUUACUUGUUUAUUUUUGUUGUAUGUCUUGAUAAAUGUUGUGUCAUAAUAUUAAAAUUCUGAUUUUGUCAAUGUGUAAACAUUAAACCAAUUUCAUCAUGUUUCUAGGUGAUAUGUGUAUGUUGUAGCACAGAAGCCAUAUGCAAGUUGCAGUUCAAUAUGGUUUUGAUGUUAUUGCAAGAUUAGGUUGUAAUUUGAUUUUACUACAACAAGGUAUUUGCUAAAACUAGAGUGUUAACGCGUGCUAGCUACUGCAACCAUAAACCCCAAGAUCAGAUUUUCAUUAAUGCAAGGCCAACUAGGUAGGUGGAACAGUAUUUUGUUUUUGUUUCCUCUUUUUCUGAGGUGAAGAUAGGAAAAAAUUAGUUGCAGGAGAAACGUUUCUACUUUUAAGUUCUCAAAAAUAAUAAAAUAAUUAUUCUGCAUGAUUAGUAAAAAAUGAAAAAAUCCAUAGAUUUUCUGUAGAAAUUUUGGGAUGUGGUUACACAGUUGGAGAACAAAAGAAAGUAAAAAUUAAUCUUCUGUGCUACUGCUGUUUAGAUGCUUCAAGAGGUUGAAGUUAGUUAAUCAUGACCAAAAGAUAUGCACAAAUUUUUAUAAAUUAUUUGUCACAAGGAGUUCAGUGCUCUUCCGUGGGUAUCACUUUCUAUUCUAGAGCCAUGUCAGAUUUAACCAAGAUAUGAUAAGAUAUUAGGAUUACAAACCAUUAGUGAAGGAUAAAAUUGUUUAUCCUGCCUUCUACAUAAAGAGUGUUGUUGUUUAUCCACUUAUUUGUGCUCUAUUUGCAUCCCGUUGUUCCUUGCAACUAUAAUGAGUCAAACACGUGGAGAAAUUAUAACUUGAACGGCACAUCAAUUUGUGCAUAUUGGUUGCGGUGCUCUCCUAGAAAUACCCUCCCAAUGCCAACAUUUUUUUGAAAAUAUUUUUGGUCCCUAAGGACAUGAUUAUAUUUUUAAUUAGCUUAUUGUGUGAAAAGCCUAGACACGAAUACAUCAUAUAAUUUUAAAGAGUGUGUUCCAUAUCUAAUACUCCCUCCAUUUCAAAAAUUAUGACAUACUUUUCUUUUUAUUUCGUUUCAAAAGAAUGACCCCUUUCCUGAAGUCUUUUUUAUUUUCUUAAACUCUGUGCAAGUGCCUGCUCGAGAUGUUCAUAAUACAUUUAGAUUAUAAUAUCCAAAAAGAAGCCACACUUCACCUUGCGCUUCGAAUUCGUGGAGGUGACCACUGAGAAUGCAGUUCUUUUAUAGCUGUUGUAAGUUGUGUUUGUUCUGAUGGCUCCAUUCUUUCAUGUAUGAAAGAUUGUGUAACAAGAUUUGUUGAUUUUGAAGUAGUCUCCUGUUGAAUGACAAAUUUUAAGCUGGUUUGAUGAUAUGAUGAUUUUUUUUGUUCCUUUUCCUAUUUUCUGCCCGAAGUUUGAGAUUUUUCUGCUUGUUGACUAAAUGUCGUGUUCUCAUCUCACUCCUGUCCCCCAAUUGGCUUUGCUUCAUAUCUCAAUUAACAUUCCACACAUUGAGCAAAGGAGCUUCGUCCACUUACAGCAGCUGCUGAAAAACUUAAUACAAUCAUGACUACAAAUUGUAAUUCAUUACUGGUUUUUGGAUAAACAUAAUAUUCCUACUGCCAGAGCCAAAUGUACCCAUUUUUUUUACAUGUUUGUCAUACUUCUGGCAAAACAACAAUCCCACCUUGUCCAAAUGAUACGAACAAAGUGACCAGUCUUUUUGCGGAGGCAGCAAAUGGAUGGUAAGGCAUUGAAAUUGAACUAGCAGAAGUUGAAAUUCGUAGCUACAACAGCAGAAGUGGAGAAAAGAAGUUUAAAUCAUGUCCUGUUCUGAAUGAAAAUGGUGUCAAUUUAAUGUUUGCACUUGGAUAUCGCUGAGUUAACAACUUCUUUGUUGUCUAGGAAAUGUUUUAUGUUUAUGCAUCGUUGUAAUAUUAUCGCCAAAUAUGUCAAAUAAUUAUCCCAGGAAGAGCUUGAUAUAGCUUUAACACAAAAGCCUCAACCAUCUAGUAAUUA